UUUUUUUUUUUUUUUUAAAUUAUGCUACGUCUAACCAACCAAACCUAUAAUGGAACAAUGGAGUUAAGAAAACAUUAUUAGCCAAGCAAACAUUAAAAAUAUAAUCUGCUGCUACUGUUUGGUUCUUGGUUUGUCUACUUUGUAAUUAAUUGCGCCAAUAAUGGCGAUGGAGUAAUUGCCACUACCUACCUUACAACAAUGACGAGAAUUGAAGGCGGUGGCGUGAACAUCAAUGGAAAUGGAAGAAUUUGGAGGAAUAACACACAUUGCCAUGUUACCAAGUCCUGGAAUGGGUCACUUAAUCCCAUUUGUACAGCUAGCUGACCGACUCAUCCGCCGCCACCGCCUCGCCGUCACUCUUAUCGUUCCGACAGACCGCCCCCUUUCCGCUCCGCAAGAGGCUUUCCUUGGCGCGCUUCCGACAGGGGUCGACUACCUCGUACUUCCUCCGGUCAACUUGGAGGAUUUGUCGGCUUACACUAAGAACGAAAUCCGUAUCUGUCUCACCGUGACACGCUGUCUUCCCGCUCUUCGCCGGGUGUUUGAAUCCUUGGUGGCGUCGAAAACAAGGCCGCCGCCGGUUGCUUUGUUGGUUGAUCUUUUCAGCACCGAUGCGUUUCAAGUAGCUGAUGAAUUUGGGGUUUCCCCUUACCUCUUUUUCCCUACGUCUGCCAUGGUUUUGUCAUUUGGCACUAUCUUACCCGAGCUUGAUUUGGCGGUGUCGUGUGAGUUCAGAGACAUGGCGGAACCGGUUCAAAUUCCAGGGUUUUCCGUGCCGGUUCAUGGAAAGGAUUUUCUUGAUCCCGUCCAGGACCGUCAGGACGAGGCCUAUAGAUGGAUUGUUUACCAUAAUAAAAGGAUUGGGUUGGCAAAAGGUGUGAUCUUGAAUAGCUUCAAGGAAAUGGAACAAGGAGCCAUUGAAGCCUUGCAACGGCCAGAAUCUGGAAUCCCGCCGGUGUAUCCGAUCGGACCGCUUGUUCAGACGGAUUCAGAUUCCUCCGCCGCCGGGGAGUGCCUGGAAUGGUUGGAAGCGCAGCCGCCAGGCUCGGUUUUGUUCAUCUGCUUCGGAAGCGGAGGGUGUCUUUCUCAUUAUCAGCUAACUGAGCUUGCAUUGGGGUUGGAAAUGAGCCAGCAAAGAUUCCUAUGGGUGAUUAGAAGUCCAAGCGACAGUGCCGCCGCCGCUUUCUUCAGCGCCCAAAAUCCAGGCGACCCUCUAACCUUUCUACCACAAGGGUUCUUAGAAAGAACCAAGAAGCAUGGUCUAGUGGUGCCCAACUGGGCCCCACAAUCCCGAAUCCUCAGCCACCGCUCCACUGGCGGUUUCUUGACACACUGUGGAUGGAAUUCGACUCUGGAGAGCAUAGUCCGUGGCAUACCAUUGAUUGCCUGGCCGCUGUACGCAGAGCAGAAGAUGAAUGCGGUAGUGCUAACUAAGGAUAUAAAAGUGGCACUGAGGCCAAUGGCCGGUGAAAAUGGGGUGGUUCGGAGAGAAGAAAUCGCAAAAGUUGUGAAGAGUUUAAUGGAUGGUGAAGAAGGGAAGAUGGUGAGACAGAGAAUUAGUGUGCUAAAGGAUGCAGCUGCCAUGGCUCUCAGUGAAGAUGGUUCUUCCACUAAAGCACUUUCUGAAUUGGCCUCCAUUUGGAAGAACAAGAUGGUAAUUCCUCCUGGGGGUGACCCCAGCCCAGGUGGUAAGAGAGAUCCACCUACAACUGUGAGGUCGUAGGUUGUUCGAACCUCAAACCCCUGGGUUUGAGCCGGUCAGCUAUGGUAACUUAAGCUGGUUUACUCCCUGUGGUCCUUUGCCGGCUAGGGUCACAGGCUAGGGUCACAGGGUGAGGAAUAAACCUCAUAACAAAAAAAAAAGAAAAAAAAGAUGGUAAUUCCUCCAUAAUUGGUCCAAUUAUUUUACCCUGAACACUAAAUAAGUUGUAAUGCAUUGUAUAAAGUAUGAGGAUAUAAUAAUGGCCGCAGAAAACAUAAAAUGUUUGUUAAUUGUCUUGUCCCUAUGUCAUUUUAGCCUGCUCAAAAUAUGCAACUCUUUUCUAAUCUA
Ipomoea triloba (trilobed morning glory) is the source of this 2050-nucleotide messenger RNA. RefSeq names its product hydroquinone glucosyltransferase-like. Gene Ontology annotation, molecular function: UDP-glycosyltransferase activity. The transcript has 2 exons. The record is from RefSeq and is a predicted model, not a curated record. NCBI's taxonomy places the organism in Eukaryota, Viridiplantae, Streptophyta, Magnoliopsida, Solanales, Convolvulaceae. The coding region runs from base 233 to 1723 and encodes 496 amino acids.